CUACUGCAACGGUAAUUUAGACAUUACAGAAAUGGAAGGGAAUCCCUUUGGAAGUCAUUUAAAUAUCAAAAUCAAUUUAAAAAACUUUUGCCGCGGUUGCCUCCGCGACGAAAAUGACCUAAAACGCGUCUCGAGCCCCAGGGAACGUCUCUGCGAAAUGUUCGUUUCACUUAGCGGCAUCGAAAUUGAGAUCAACGAAGACGGCCUCCCUUUCAGCUUCUGCCAGUCGUGCGAGGAGAGGCUGAUCAACUCGUACAACUUUCGCAAGCAGUGCCUCGACUCGCACAGGUCCCUCACCGACUUCUACGAGAAAUCGACAGAGGAAGAAGCCGUCGAGGCGCCCGCCGCAAAAAUUGAAGAAGUUUGGCUGACCAGGCCACGUCUAUCUCGAUUCGAUUGCGACGAGGUGAGCGAUGCGAUCGAGAAUGCGAGGAGGGACUUUUACACUAGCACCACCUGCGUCCGGUGCGGAUUUACCAGCAGCAACUCACGAGCCUUGUCAGUGCACGUGACGCACGUCCAUAAGGACUUGAAGGAUCGAUGGUGUUCCAAAUGCAACGAGGAGUGUGACGAUUUAGAGGAACACGUACGCACGCAUUCCUCCCCGUCCUGUCGGUUUUGCAGUAAGCCGUUUCAAAGUAUCGGGCGUCUCGUCGAGCAUUUGCACUGUCAUGCCGACACCCGGCCAAUUCCGUGUACUUCUUGUGAUAAAUCGUUUGUAUCUCAUCGGCAUUUAAAGAUACAUCUGAGGACGCAUACGCAAGAAAAGCCCAAGAAGUUUGGGUUACGGGAACAUCAGAAGCAGCAUGAGUUAGACCCUGUAUGCAAACAGGAGGAGACUUUGCAGAACGACCACCCAGCUCGUCCUCCCGACCAUACGCUGUGUACAGUAUGCGGCAAGCAGUCCAAAUCCCCGUAUAAACUGAAAGUGCACAUGCGCAUGCACACCGGCGAGACGCCGUACAAGUGCGGCUUUUGCGCGCGAAAUUUCGCGACUCGCUACCAGGUGGUCGUCCACGAGCGCACGCACACCGGCGAACGACCGCACGUGUGCCACGUCUGCGGCAAGAGCUUCACGCAGUCGAGCGUUCUGAAUACUCACAUGCGGCAGCACACCGGUCGACCGGUCGUGUGCAAAAUUUGCGAUCAGCGAUUCUGCCGACCGGCCGAACUUCAGCUGCACCUGCGCAAGCAUACAGGCGAAAAGCCGUACGUGUGCAGCGAGUGUGGGCGCUCCUUUAUACAGCGCAGCCAUUUGGUUGAGCACAACAAGACCCACAGCGACCUGCGGCCGUAUCAGUGCGCUCACUGCGGCAAGGGCUUUAAGCAGCGUUCGUCGUUAAAAUCGCACCUUCGAAUCCAUUCGGGCGAAAAACCCUUCAAGUGCGCACAGUGCCCGUAUGCGUGUCGACAAAGUAGCCAUUUAACGCAGCACAUGAAGAUACACGAAGAGAGAAAGAUAGAAGAGACGUUUGUGUGUUCGGUCUGUUUUUUGGCGUUUAGCGAACAAUCUCAGCUCGUCUCGCAUUCGGCAACCGCGCACGCGCUCCACGCUUCAUCGUAGGGUUAUUGUAUUUUUAAAGAAUAAAGUAUGAAGUAUC
Messenger RNA from Photinus pyralis (common eastern firefly), 1601 nucleotides. RefSeq names its product zinc finger protein 436-like. The transcript has 7 exons. Gene Ontology annotation, cellular component: nucleus. NCBI's taxonomy places the organism in Eukaryota, Metazoa, Arthropoda, Insecta, Coleoptera, Lampyridae. The record is from RefSeq and is a predicted model, not a curated record. Gene Ontology annotation, molecular function: zinc ion binding. The coding region runs from base 32 to 1564 and encodes 510 amino acids.